AUGAUUCCAUCCCCUUCUCCCAUAUUCCAUCCCCUUCUCCCUGAUUCCAUCCCCUUCUCCCAGAUUCCAUCCCCUUCUCCCAGAUUCCAUCCCCUUCUCCCAGAUUACAUCCCCUUCUCCCAGAUUCCAUCCCCUUCUCCCAGAUUCCAUCCCCUUCUCCCUCGUUCCAUCCCCUUCUCCCAGAUUCCAUCCCCUACUCCCAGAUUCCAUCCCCUUCUCCCAGAUUCCAUCCCCUUCUCCCCGAUUCCAGCCCCUUCUCCCAGAUUCCAUCCCCUUCUCCCAAAUUCCAUCCCUUUCUCCCAGAUUCCAUCCCCUUCUCCUCGAUUCCAUCCCCUUCUCCCUCGUUCCAUCCCCUUCUCCCCGAUUCCAUCCCCUUCUCCCAGAUUCCAUCCCCUUCUCCCUGAUUCCACCCCCUUCUCCCAGAUUCCAUCCCCUUCUCCUAGAUUCUAUCACCUUCUCCCAGAUUCCAUCCCCUUCUCCCAGAUUCCAUCCCCUUCUCCCGAUUCCAUCCCCUUCUCCCAAAUUCCAUCCCCUUCUCCCAGAUUCCAUCCCCUUCUCCCAGAUUCCAUCCCCUUCUCCCAGAUUCCAUCCCCUUCUCCCAUACUCCAUCCCCUUCUCUCAGAUUCCAUCCCCUUCUCCCAGAUUCCAUCCCCUUCUCCCAAAUUCCAUCCCCUUCUCCCAGAUUCCAUCCCCUUCUCCCUCAUUCCAUCCCGUUCUCCCAGAUUCCAUCCCCUUCUCCCAGAUUCCAUCCUUCUCCCAGAUUCCAUCCCCUUCUGCCAUAUUCUAUCCCCUUCUCCCAGAUUCCAUCCCCUUCUCCAUCAUUCCAUCCACUUCUCCCAGAUUCUGUCCCGUUCUCCCAGAUUCCAUCCCCUUCUCCCAGACUCCAUCCCCUUCUUCCAGAUUCCAUCCUCUUCUCCCUCAUUCCAUAUCGUUCUCCCAUAUUCCAUCCCCUUCUUCCAGAUUCCAUCCCCUUCUCCCAUAUUCCAUCCUCUUCUCCCUCAUUCCAUAUCGUUCUCCCAGAUUCCAUUUCCUUCUCCAAGAUUCCAUCCCCUUCUCCCAGAUUCCAUCCCCUUCUCCCAUAUUCCAUCCCCUUCUCCCAGAUUCCAUUUCCUUCUCCCAGAUUCCAUCCCCUUCUCCCCGAUUCCAUCCCCUUCUCCCAAAUUCCAUCCCCUUCUCCCAGAUUCCAUCCCCUUCUCCCAGAUUCCAUCCCCUUCUCCCCGAUUCCAUCCCCUUCUCCCAUAUUCCAUCCCCUUCUCCCAGAUUCCAUCCCCUUCUCCCAGAUUCCAUCCCCUUCUCCCAGAUUCCAUCCCCUUCUCCCAUACUCCAUCCCCUUCUCUCAGAUUCCAUCCCCUUCUCCCAGAUUCCAUCCCCUUCUCCCAAAUUCCAUCCCCUUCUCCCAGAUUCCAUCCCCUUCUCCCUCAUUCCAUCCCCUUCUCCCAGAUUCCAUCCCCUUCUCCCAGAUUCCAUCCUUCUCCCAGAUUCCAUCCCCUUCUCCCAUAUUCUAUCCCCUUCUCUCAGAUUCCAUCCCCUUCUCCAUCAUUCCAUCCACUUCUCCUAGAUUCUGUCCCGUUCUCCCCGAUUCCAUCCCCUUCUCCCAGACUCCAUCCCCUUCUUCCAGAUUCCAUCUUCUUCUCCCUCAUUCCAUAUCGUUCUCCCAUAUUCCAUCCCCUUCUUCCAGAUUCCAUCCCCUUCUCCCAUAUUCCAUCCCCUUCUCCCAUAUUCAAUCCCCUUCUCCCAGAUUCCAUUUCCUUCUCCCAGAUUCCAUCCCCUUCUCCCAGAUUCCAUCCCCUUCUCCCAUAUUCCAUCCCCUUCUCCCAGAUUCCAUCCCCUUCUCCCAGAUUCCAUCCCCUUCUCCCAGAUUCCAUCUCCUUCUCCCAGAUUCCACCCCCUUCUCCCAGAUUCCAUCCCUCUCUCCCAGAUUCCACCCUUUUCUCCCAGAUUCCAUCCCCUUCUCCCAGAUUCCAUCCCCUUCUCCCUGAUUCCAUCCCCUUCUCCCAGAUUCCAUCCCCUUCUCCCAGAUUCCAUCCCCUUCUCCCAGAUUCUAUCCCCUUCUCCCAGAUUCCAUCCCCUUCUCCCAGAUUUCAUCCCCUUCUCCCAGAUUCCACCCCCUUCUCCCAUAUUCCAUCCCCUUCUCCCACAUUCCAUCCCCUUCUCCCAGAUUCCAUCCCCUUCUCCCAUAUUCCAUCCCCUUCUCCCAGAUUCCAUCCCCUUCUGCCAGAUUCCAUCCCCUUCUCCCAGAUUCCAUCCCCUUCUCCCAGAUUCCAUCCCCUUCUCCCAGAUUCCAUCCCCUUCUCGCAGAUUCCAUCCCCUCCUCCCAGAUUCCAUCCCCUUCUCCCAGAUUCCAUCCCCUUCUCCCUGAUUCUAUCCCCUUCUCCCAGAUUCCAUCCCCUUCUCCCAGAUUCCAUCCCCUUCUCCCUGAUUCCAUCCCCUUCUCCUAGAUUCCAUCCCCUUCUCCCAGAUUUCAUCCCAUUCUCCCAUAUUCCACCCCCUUCUCCCUUGUUCUAUCCCCUUCUCUCAGAUCCCAUCCCCUUCUCCCCGAUUCCAUCCCCUUCUCCCAUAUUCCAUCCCCUUCUCCCAGAUUCCAUCCCCUUCUCCCAGAUUCCAUCCCCUUCUCCCAGAUUCCAUCCCCUUCUCCCAUACUCCAUCCCCUUCUCUCAGAUUCCAUCCCCUUCUCCCAGAUUCCAUCCCCUUCUCCCAAAUUCCAUCCCCUUCUCCCAGAUUCCAUCCCCUUCUCCCUCAUUCCAUCCCCUUCUCCCAGAUUCCAUCCCCUUCUCCCAGAUUCCAUCCUUCUCCCAGAUUCCAUCCCCUUCUCCCAUAUUCUAUCCCCUUCUCUCAGAUUCCAUCCCCUUCUCCAUCAUUCCAUCCACUUCUCCUAGAUUCUAUUCCAUUUCCUUCUCCCAGAUUCCAUCCCCUUCUCCCAGAUUCCAUCCCCUUCUCCCAUAUUCCAUCCCCUUCUCCCAGAUUCCAUCCCCUUCUCCCAGAUUCCAUCCCCUUCUCCCAGAUUCCAUCUCCUUCUCCCAGAUUCCACCCCCUUCUCCCAGAUUCCAUCCCUCUCUCCCAGAUUCCACCCCCUUCUCCCAGAUUCCAUCCCCUUCUCCCAGAUUCCAUCCCCUUCUCCCUGAUUCCAUCCCCUUCUCCCAGAUUCCAUCCCCUUCUCCCAGAUUCCAUCCCCUUCUCCCAGAUUCUAUCCCCUUCUCCCAGAUUCCAUCCCCUUCUCCCAGAAUCCCAUCCCCUUCUCCUAGAUUCCAUCCCCUUCUCCCAGAUUCCAUCCCCUUCUCCCAGAUUCCAUCCCCUUCUCCCAGAUUCCAUACCCUUCUCCCAAAUUCCAUCCCCUUCUCCCAGAUUCCAUCCCCUUCUCCCAUAUUCCAUCCCCUUCUCCCAGAUUCCAUCCCCUUCUCCUCGAUUCCAUCCCCUUCUCCCUCGUUCCAUCCCCUUCUCCCAGAUUCCAUCCCCUUCUCCCAGAUUCAAUCCCCUUCUCCCCGAUUCCACCCCCUUCUCCCAUAUUCCAUCCCCUUCUCCCAUAUUCCAUCCCCUUCUCCCCGAUUCCAUCCCCUUCUCCCAAAUUCCAUCCCCUUCUCCCAGAUUCCAUCCCCUUCUCCCAGAUUCCAUCCCCUUCUCCCAGAUUCCAUCCCCUUCUCCCAUAUUCCAUCCCCUUCUCUCAGAUUCCAUCCCCUUUUCCCAUAUUCCAUCCCCUUCUCCCAGAUUCCAUCCCCUUUUCCCUCAUUCCAUCCCCUUCUCCCAGAUUCCAUCCCCUUCUCCCAGAUUCCAUCCUUCUCCCAGAUUCCAUCCCCUUCUCCCAUAUUCUAUCCCUUUCUCCCAGAUUCCAUCCCUUUCUCCAUCAUUCCAUCCCCUUCUCCUAGAUUCCAUCCCCUUCUCCCAGAUUCCAUCCCCUUCUUCCUGAUUCCAUCCUCUUCUCCCUCAUUCCAUAUCGUUCUCCCAUAUUCCAUCCCCUUCUUCCAGAUUCCAUCCCCUUCUCCCAUAUUCCAUCCCCUUCUCCCCGAUUCCAUCCCUCUCUCCCAGAUUCCACCCCCUUCUCCCAGAUUCCAUCCCCUUCUCCCAGAUUCCAUCCCCUUCUCCCUGAUUCCAUCCCCUUCUCCCAGAUUCCAUCCCCUUCUCCCAGAUUCCAUCCCCUUCUCCCAGAUUCUAUCCCCUUCUCCCAGAUUCCAUCCCCUUCUCCCAGAAUCCCAUCCCCUUCUCCUAGAUUCCAUCCCCUUCUCCAAGAUUCCAUCCCCUUCUCCCAGAUUCCAUCCCCUUCUCCCAGAUUCCAUACCCUUCUCCAAAAUUGCAUCCCCUUCUCCCAGAUUCCAUCCCCUUCUCCCAUAUUCCAUCCCCUUCUCCCAGAUUCCAUCCCCUUCUCCUCGAUCCCAUCCCCUUCUCCCAUAUUCCAUCCCCUUCUCGCAGAUUCCAUCCCCUUCUCCCAGAUUCCAUCCCCUUCUCCUUGAUUCCAUACCCUUCUCCCAGAUUCCAUCCCUUCUCCCAGAUUCCAUCCCCUUCUCCCAGAUUCCAUCCCCUUCUCCCAGAUUCCAUCCCCUUCUCCCAGAUUCCAUCCCCUUCUCCCAGAUUCUAUCCCCUUCUCCCAGAUUCCAUCCCCUUCUCCCAUAUUCCAUCCCCUUCUCCCAGACUCCAUCCCCUUCUCCCAGAUUCCAUCCCCUUCUCCCAGAUUCCAUCCCCUUCUCCCAGAUCCCAUCCCCUUCUCCUAGAUUUCUUCCCCUUCUCCCAGAUUCCAUCCCUUUCUCCCAGAUUCCAUCCCCUUCUCCCAGAUUCCAUCCCCUUCUCCCAGAUUCCAUCCCCUUCUCCCAGAUUCCAUCCCCUUCUCGCAGAUUCCAUCCCCUCCUCCCAGAUUCCAUCCCCUUCUCCCAGAUUCCAUCCCCUUCUCCCUCAUUCUAUCCCCUUCUCCCCGAUUCCAUCCCCUUCUCCCAGAUUCCAUCCCCUUCUCCCAGAUUCCAUCCCCUUCUCCCAGAUUCCAUCCCCUUCUCCCAGAUUCCAUCCCCUUCUCCCAGAUUCCAUCCCCUUCUCCCUGAUUCCAUCCCCUUCUCCCAGAUUCCAUCCCUUCUCCUAGAUUCCAUCCCCUUCCCCCAGAUUCCAUCCCCCUCUCCCAGAUUCCAUCCCCUUCUCCUAGAUUCCAUCCCCUUCUCCCAGAUUUCAUCCCCUUCUCCCAGAUUCCACCCCCUUCUCCCACAUUCCAUCCCCUUCUCUCAGAUCCCAUCCCCUUCUCCUAGAUUCCAUCCCCUUCUCCAAGAUUCCAUCCCCUUCUCCCAGAUUCCAUCCCCUUCUCCCAGAUUCCAUACCCUUCUCCAAAAUUGCAUCCCCUUCUCCCAGAUUCCAUCCCCUUCUCCCAUAUUCCAUCCCCUUCUCCUCGAUUCCAUCCCCUUCUCCCUCAUUCCAUCCCCUUCUCCCAUAUUCCAUCCCCUUCUCCCCGAUUCCAUCCCCUUCUCCCAAAUUCCAUCCCCUUCUCCCAGAUUCCAUCCCCUUCUCCCAGAUUCCAUCGCCUUCUCCCAGAUUCCAUCCCCUUCUCCCAUAUUCCAUCCCCUUCUCUCAGAUUCCAUCCCCUUUUCCCAGAUUCCAUCCCCUUCUCCCAGAUUCCAUCCCCUUCUCCCAUAUUCCAUCCCCUUUUCCCUCAUUCCAUCCCCUUCUCCCAGAUUCCAUCCCCUUCUCCCAGAUUCCAUCCUUCUCCCAGAUUCCAUCCCCUUCUCCCAUAUUCUAUCCCCUUCUCCCAGAUUCCAUCCCCUUCUCCAUCAUUCCAUCCCCUUCUCCCAGAUUCUGUCCCCUUCUCCCAGAUUCCAUCCCCUUCUCCCAGAUUCCAUCCCCUUCUUCCAGAUUCCAUCCUCUUCUCCCUCAUUCUAUAUCGUUCUCCCAUAUUCCAUCCCCUUCUUCCAGAUUCCAUCCCCUUCUCCCAUAUUCCAUCCCCUUCUCCCCGAUUCCAUCCCUCUCUCCCAGAUUCCACCCCCUUCUCCCAGAUUCCAUCCCCUUCUCCCAGAUUCCAUCCCCUUCUCCCUGAUUCCAUCCCCUUCUCCGAGAUUCCAUCCCCUUCUCCCAGAUUCCAUCCCCUUCUCCCAGAUUCUAUCCCCUUCUCCUAGAUUCCAUCCCCUUCUCCCAGAUUCAACCCCCUUCUCCCACAUUCCAUCCCCUUCUCCCAGAUCCCAUCCCCUUCUCCUAGAUUCCAUCCCCUUCUCCCAGAUUCCAUCCCCUUCUCCCAGAUUCCAUCCCCUUCUCCCAGAUUCCAUCCCCUUCUCCCAAAUUCCAUCCCGUUCUCCCAGAUUCCAUCCCCUUCUCCCAGAUUCCAUCCCCUUCUCCCCGAUUCCAUCCCCUUCUCCCAAAUUCCAUCCCCUUCUCCCAGAUUCCAUCCCCUUCUCCCAGAUUCCAUCCCCUUCUCCCAGAUUCCAUCCCCUUCUCCCAUAUUCCAUCCCCUUCUCUCAGAUUCCAUCCCCUUUUCCCAGAUUCCAUCCCCUUCUCCCAGAUUCCAUCCCCUUCUCCCAGAUUCCAUCCCCUUUUCCCUCAUUCCAUCCCCUUCUCCCAGAUUCCAUCCCCUUCUCCCAGAUUCCAUCCUUCUCCCAGAUUCCAUCCCCUUCUCCCAUAUUCUAUCCCCUUCUCCCAGAUUCCAUCCCCUUCUCCAUCAUUCCAUCCCCUUCUCCCAGAUUCUGUCCCCUUCUCCCAGAUUCCAUCCCCUUCUCCCAGAUUCCAUCCCCUUCUUCCAGAUUCCAUCCUCUUCUCCCUCAUUCUAUAUCAUUCAACCCCCUUCUCCCACAUUCCAUCCCCUUCUCCCAGAUCCCAUCCCCUUCUCCUAGAUUCCAUCCCCUUCUCCCAGAUUCCAUCCCCUUCUCCCAGAUUCCAUCCCCUUCUCCCAGAUUCCAUCCCCUUCUCCCAAAUUCCAUCCCGUUCUCCCAGAUUCCAUCCCCUUCUCCCAUAUUCCAUCCCCUUCUCCCAGAUUCCAUCCCCUUCUCCCAAAUUCUAUCCCCUUCUCCCAGAUUCCAUCCCCUUCUCCCAGAUUCCAUCCCCUUCUCCCUGAUCCCAUCCCCUUCUCCCAGAUUCCAUCCCCUUCCCCCAGAUUCCAUCCCCUUCUCCGAGAUUCCAUCCCCUUCUCCCAGAUUCCAUCCCCUUCUCCCAGCUUCCAUCCCCUCCUCCCUAAUUCCAUCCCCUUCUCCCCGAUUCCAUCCCCUUCUCCCGGAUUCCAUCCCCUUCUCCCAGAUUCCAUCCCCUUUUCCCUCAUUCCAUCCCCUUCUCCUAGAUUCCAUCCCCUUCUCCCAUAUUCCAUCCCCUUCUCCCAGAUUCCAUCCCCUUCUCACAGAUUCCAUCCCCUUCUCCCAGAUUCCAUGCCCUUCUCCCAGCUUCCAUCCCCUCCUCCCUAAUUCCAUCCCCUUCUCCCCGAUUCCAUCCCCUUCUCCUAGAUUCCAUCCCCUUCUCCCAGAUUCAACCCCCUUCUCCCACAUUCCAUCCCCUUCUCCCAGAUCCCAUCCCCUUCUCCUAGAUUCCAUCCCCUUCUCCGUGAUUCCAUCCCCUUCUGCCAGAUUCCAUCCCCUUUUCCCUCAUUCCAUCCCCUUCUCCUAG
This is a messenger RNA of Closterium sp. NIES-65, 7545 nucleotides long. The record is from the annotation of a GenBank genome assembly. NCBI's taxonomy places the organism in Eukaryota, Viridiplantae, Streptophyta, Zygnematophyceae, Desmidiales, Closteriaceae.